Messenger RNA from Seriola aureovittata, 6075 nucleotides. RefSeq names its product 5-hydroxytryptamine (serotonin) receptor 2A, genome duplicate a (gene htr2aa). Gene Ontology annotation, cellular component: dendrite; plasma membrane. NCBI's taxonomy places the organism in Eukaryota, Metazoa, Chordata, Actinopteri, Carangiformes, Carangidae. The record is from RefSeq and is a predicted model, not a curated record. The coding region runs from base 1654 to 3183 and encodes 509 amino acids. Gene Ontology annotation, molecular function: G protein-coupled serotonin receptor activity; neurotransmitter receptor activity. Gene Ontology annotation, biological process: G protein-coupled receptor signaling pathway, coupled to cyclic nucleotide second messenger; chemical synaptic transmission. The transcript has 3 exons.
UACAAGAACAAAACAUUAACGUCAGAUUUGCAUCUUUUGAGUUUUCACUGGAGAAUUUGAUCCAAGAUUUGUUCCUACAUUUUGGAUGGAAACUUGACUGGAGGGAGAGAGAGGCAGCAAAGACACAGGAAGGUUCAGAGAGAGAAACCAGAGAGAACAGGACUCAGCAAAAGGAGAGAGAGAGAGAUGCUUAAAGAGAGAGAGCGAACCAAUACGGUACGAGGGAGAGAGACCCUGAGUAAAGAGAGAGAGAGAGAGAUAGAGCACAGGGGAUCCCAGUGAGAAAGCUGCAGAGAGAGAGAGGGAGGCUGCAUUCAGCUCCUGAUCAUCACUGAAGGAAACUCACCAACUUACCGACACCUGAACACCACAUGAAACCUCUUCAGAGAUUUCCCUCCUCUUCUUCUUCUUCUUCUUCUUCCUCCUCCUGUUUUUUAUAAUUUCUCUCUCUUUUGGGAAAGUGACACAGAGUAAGAGACGUGGAAAUACCCCCGGAGGAAAAGAUGAAGGUUUUAUAAACUGCAGAUUUAUGGAGCUGAAGGAAUCCUGAGGUGAUUUUAAGGAGGAUUUGGAGAGUGACUGACGGUUUCCACCGCGGGGAUUACGCAACCGGAGGAGGGACAAUUAUAAAGGAGUAUAAAAGAUCUCUGGAGGCUGACACUGUUUUUGGACACAGGAAUGUUUCUAUUAAGAGUCUGGACCAAACUGACGUGAGUGAGUGAGUGAGUGUGUGUGUGUGUGUGUGUGUGUGUGUGUGUGUGUGAAUGAAUGAAAAAGAGAGAAGGGAAAGUUAGGGUAACACACACACACACACACACACACACACACAUACAUGCACAUGUCAGAUAUCAUCAUGUUCAUCAUCCAUCUCUAUCUGCUGCCGUCGCACUCUCACAGGUGCAGGGACGAGCUCAGACAAGACAACAAGGGUUUUCACACACGUCCAUGAAAGACGCACACACACACACACACACCGUAGUUACAUGUGUGCAGGUAUGUAGUUCAGAGGGGAAUCCCACCUUCACACGAUACCUCUGAACUCCUCGUGACAAUCUGCAGCAAAGUGACAGAAGCUGAAUGUUCUUGUGUGUUUGCAUCAGGAAACUCAAAGACCGGAGGUCACGGUUUCUCUGUCUGAAGCGACAGAUGAUGAUGAUGAUGAUGAUCCGUAACAUCCCGGACUUCGAGGAUGAAAUUUGAUUUUUAUUUUCUGAAGUGACUGAAGACGUGAGUUAAAAUCAGUCCAAGGUUUGGUUUGGAAUAUUUCACCCGGAGACAAACCGGAUCACUUGUUCCUGUUGUGUUUUUUGUCCGACGCUGCACACACGGUGACGGCGUCCUCUGAGACUGAACAGCUGCUCUUUUUGUUGCACCUAAUUCAGCAACGUGUCAGUUUGUGUCCUCGCGCGGAAAAGAUCAUCUGUUGAUCCUCUCACAGACAGUUCAAGGCCGGAGAGGUUUCCUUCCGAGACGAUGGAGUGAACGAGAGAUGGGACGUAUCGCGUUACGAUCCGUUACUCGAGUGAUUCACCUGGACAGCCGAGCGGGAGAGCGACUCAACCAUGACCAGACUUUUCCUCGCUCUUGUUUUACUCUGACCCGUUUUCCCAGGCAGCGCUCCUGAGGCGUUUGUGCGUCCACCGAGCUGACGCCAUGAACCUGCGCGGCGGCAACGUGUCGGAGUUGAUCACUAAUGUCGUCAGAGCCGCCGCCGCCGCUCCGGAGGCCAACCCCUGGCCUCCACGUGGACUUGAGGAAAGCGCCCUACGGGUCAAUAACGGGACAAACUCGGGGUGUCAAGGAAACGACGCGCUCCGCAAUGGCAUCGACGCGCAGCUGGGGAACUGGUCUUUCCGUGACGCCGGCGAGGAGGGGGCCGGCAGGAUUUACGAGUCUCAGUGUCCGCCCCAAGAGAUGGCGGCGGAGAAGAACUGGGCGGCGCUGCUGAUCCUAGUUGUCAUCGCCGUCACGGUCAUGGGCAACAUCCUGGUGAUCCUGGCGGUCUCCCUGGAGAAGAAGCUGCAGAACGCCACCAACUAUUUCCUGAUGUCACUGGCGGUCGCUGACAUGCUCCUGGGCAUCCUGGUCAUGCCGGUCUCCAUGGUGACCAUCCUCUACGAUUACGGGUGGCCCCUCCCGCCCGACCUCUGUCCCAUCUGGAUCUACCUGGACGUCCUGUUCUCCACAGCGUCCAUCAUGCACCUCUGCGCCAUCUCUCUGGAUCGAUACAUCGCCAUACGAAACCCGAUCCACCACAGCCGCUUCAACUCCCACACCAAGGCCCGCGUCAAGAUCAUGGCAGUGUGGACCAUUUCCGUGGGAAUCUCGAUGCCGAUUCCUGUGCUGGGACUCAGAGACCACUCCAAGGUUUUCAAAGAUGGCAGCUGCGUGCUGACGGACAACAACUUCGUGCUGGUCGGCUCCUUCGUGGCGUUCUUCGUGCCCCUCACCAUCAUGAUCGUCACCUACUUCCUGACCAUCAACGCCCUUCAGAACGAAGCCACCCUCUGCCUGGACCAGCUGGUGCCGCGGCCCAAGUGGAGCACGACGUUCACCUUGAGCUUCUUACCGCAGACCUCGCUGUCCUCUGAAAAACUCUUCAGACGCUCCAUAAGCCGUGAGGCCGGCGGCAGAGGAAGCAGCGGCGGCCUGGGAGGAGCCCGUGGGAGCGUGUCCGGCUCGCUGUUCGGACGCCGCACCAUGCAGUCGAUCAGCAACGAGCAGAAGGCGUCCAAAGUCCUCGGGGUGGUGUUUUUCCUCUUCGUGGUCAUGUGGUGUCCGUUCUUCAUCACCAAUGUGCUGGUGGUGGUGUGCGACCCGGCGGUGUGUGACGCAGGACUCAUGGGAGGUCUGCUGAACGUUUUUGUCUGGGUGGGAUACCUGUCCUCCGCGGUCAACCCGCUGGUCUACACACUGUUCAACAAAACGUACCGCGCGGCGUUCCUGCGCUACGUUCGCUGCCAGUACCAGCCGCAGAAGAAGCCUCUGCAGCUCAUAUUGGUGAACACCAUCCCGCCGCUGGCGUACAGCUCCACCCAGCUGCCCCUGGGCGACAUCGGGAAGCUAAGGAACGGAGCGCUGCACUCUGGUGGCGAGGAGAAGGAGCUCUACUUACCCGGGCAGGAAACGGAGACGCGUAGGCCGGACAAAAGCCACGGAGACAAAGACGAAAGCUGUGUGUGAGACGGAAGAAAAAGCUGGUUCAAGCUCGAUCCUGAAUCAGAUCAAACUCUCACGUCUAACCUCUGCGGUCGCGUCGUUCUCGGGAGCAAAGGGUUGAAGGUGUAAAGUCAAAGUGCCAAAGACAAAGUGCCUCCCAGUCAAAAACAGAGGUCAAGCUUCGCCUCUCAGUGCAAUCUGAGCAUUUACAGAGCAACUCCAGGAAGUUUGUUCCAGUCCUGAUCCUCCUCAUCAGGGUCAGUCGCUUCAAGUUUCCUUGUUACAACAAAAUCACCUUUAACAAGCAUUUACCCCCAGAUGAUGUCAGUCAAGAGCGUUUCAUGUAUUUAAAUCUCAAUGCUGUUUAAAGCCUCCGGCACACUGCCACAAGUUUUAUUUUUCACUUGAGAUUCUUCUUUUUCAGUAUCUUUCAGUCUGAGGGUCAAAUGAAACAGAAGGAGGCGCAGUUCGUGUAAAUGAUGUUUUCUAACAAACUCUGCAGACAGGAGAUUAAAAAAAAAAGGUUCUUCACAUAAUCUCAUUUCCCGUGGAGCGACCUCAGCCACCCCCUUCAGUCAGGUGGCCUCUACCUCCCAUGAUACCUUUGGGUGGAUCAGCGGGGCUUAGAAUGGAUUUCCUGCCCCCUUAUCAGAUGUUAGCGCCGGAGAGGCAGAUCCAGGAGGAGCCCGGACUCGCCGGGGCUCCAGACUCUCGCAGGGGUCGGAUAAAGCUGCCAAAAAAAAAAAAAAGAAAAGGAGUAAAAGCUCCUGCUGCUUCUGUGUUUUCAACACUGACAAUAAAUAUCAGACGGUGAUGAGGUCACACUGUUACUGAGAGACGACGUGAAUAAAUCUAUAUUUGUAUUUUGUGCAGAUGUAUGUGAAUAAAUGUAGAUGAUUGUCGAGGGUGAAAAUAUUUUAUUGACCGGUGAGAGGAUGGUUUUUGUUCCUGGUGUGACGCAGUGAGAAGAGGAGUGGAGAGCUAAUGUUCCCAGAGACUAGACAUACACCUGGUCCAAGAUACUUAAAGAGGAGGGAAAACAUCACAGGUGCGUGGUGUUGCUCAGGUGGGAUCUGAGAUGCUGCAAAUAAAGUCAAAGAUAAACCUGAGAGGAAACAACUCGUCAUAAAUUCACUCUAGAGGAAGUAAAUACAUAUCUUCCAAAAUAAAAGAUAUAUUCCAACAUCCGGUGAAGACCCAGCAGGUGAAAUGCUCAGCAGGGGCGUUGUAGCUAGGUGCUAGCUCAGGUGAUAUUAAUGUGGUUGUUGUUAGACAGGGCUACACACACAGCUACAGGUGUGCACUUUAGUACGACACAGUGUAAAGGAGAGGAUACAGUUUCUAGGGGCAGGCUGUAAUAAUGCAGAAUUAUAUUAACAGACAAUUACAAGAUAUGCUAUAAUAUGUGUAUUAUUUAAGCACUUUAUGAGUUCCAGGUGCUGGAACGGUAAAAUUAAGUGUCCCACCCCCACCUCCACGCCCCAUUAGACUUUACACUGACUGUAUAUGAAGCACAAUAAAACUGCUCUUUCUAGUCCCUGAAGGCGUCUUCACAGCAAAUUAAAUCAUUACGGUUAAAACAUUCACAACACAAACAGUAAUAAAGGAGCUUAUUUUAGAUCGAGGCGUCACAUUGACAGUUUUAACGACAUCGUUUGUAUAAUGUUGGUCUACAGGGAAACACAGUUUGGGUUUAACACUGUUAGUACGUCCACGGUUCAUUUAACGACAAGCACGUGAAACCAAAAGCAACAAGAAGAAGAACAGUCCACAAAUCGCUGUUUGACUCUGGACCAGAACUCCUCACAGCUGAAGAGAAGGCUAAAGGCUAACGCUAGCUCAGGGUGUAUUAAAAGUUAAAGAGUUGAUGCUCGUUGCACGAAAUGUGAGAAGAAGAAGAAAGUUUUUCAGCCAAAGCAGCAGCAGUCAGGUUAUUUAUCGUCACUACAGGUGUUACUUACAGCUGCACACGAGGAGCUAAGACAUGUAUAAACUCUUUAGCUUUACGGCAACAUUUAGCAGUGAUGCACUUUCUACUUCCUGCUGCGUCACAACCAGGGGUAGGUGGCUGAGAGGCGGGAAAGGCAGGAGGGAGGGGCAGGGUGAAUGAAUGAAUAAACUGAGACACGUCAUUUUUACUCCUCAGUUUUUGUACAGAACAAACAACAGCUGUUUACCACAUUCCCGGUCGUUAUGCUAUGCUAAGCUAAGCUAUGCUAAGCUAACCAGCUGCUGACUGAAGCUUCACCAGACAUGAGAGUGGGAUCCGUAUUAACAUAUAAGUUUCAGUUUUUGAAUGAAGUGAAAUGGAGAUUUUGUCUGAAUCAUGAAGGAAAUUUAAAAAUUGAAUUUUGUUUUUUCGUCAGAAAAAUGUAAAAUUAAUAUUUUGGUUCGGUUUUUCCACUUUUGGACUACAAAACUGAAAAGUGAAGUAGCUCCACACAGAUCCAUGUCGUCAUCUGAUGGUUCAUUUUCCCGUUCUGUUGGACGCUGUUGCGGUGACGCUGCCUCGGACAAAAACUUUAUUCACACUGAUCACGGACAAAACCAGAAAAAUAAAACAAAACCUCAGAGUUUCCCUGUACAGGCUUCAGGAUGAGCAGAGCAGCCACGGUGGAUGAAGGACUGUCGUCUGACCAUCUCGUUAAGUCUUUGUCGUGUUGCUCAUCCCGGUCCAGGACCUGGACCCGCUCAGAUGAUGUAGCUGCAGUCUGUGUGUAGUUCUGUUGCUGUUGCAGUGAUGUGAAGAGCACCAACACCUCCCUGCUGAUGUAACUGUGGAUCCACAGAGGAGGUGUGUUUUUAAAAUCCUCAGUAGUGUUUGAUGUUUGAUGGUGACGGUCACGUUUCUUUUCUAUGUCAGCUGUGGAACCGUUUUCAAAUCAGAGUAAAGAGAAAAACUGGAGAUGAAACAUU